AUUGCAAUGGCCCUAUAAAAAAGGUAAGACCUCCCAUUUCCAAGAGGCAACAUUGAAACACCUGCCUUCAUAACUUCUUUAAAUAAGUAAAAAAAAUAUAUUAUUUUCUCUCUCUUUUUGUCUCUCAAAGUUUUCUCACCUAGGUAUUAGGAAGGAUACAUAAAGUAGAUAUAUAUGAAAAUAAACUCGAGCCGGGUCGAAGAUUUAUCCGGCCAUGAAGCAUGCGAGAAAGUCACGGUUAACGUCCCGCCGGAGGACGGUGUAACGCCGGCGGCACCAUCGGAGGUGCACAAAGUUUGCUUGCCGCCGCACAAAACCACUUGGGAAAAACUAAGCCAGAGGCUCGGGGAGAUUUUCUUCCCGGAUGAUCCAUUUCACCGGUUCAGGAACCAAACCCCCGCCCGGCGGUUUCUCCUGGGGCUCCAGUUUUUCUUCCCCAUUUUCGAAUGGGCCCCGAAUUACACCCUCAAGCUUCUCCGUUCUGAUAUCAUCGCCGGCCUCACCAUUGCCAGCCUCUCAAUCCCGCAGGGAAUUAGUUAUGCCAAGCUCGCCAAUUUGCCCCCAAUUAUCGGCCUAUAUUCAAGCUUCGUUCCGCCAUUGAUAUAUUCAGUUCUAGGUAGCUCGAGGAAUUUAUCGGUCGGACCGGUGUCGAUAGCUUCUCUUGUGAUGGGCACCACGCUUAGCGAGGUAGUUCAUCACGAAAAAAACCCAACUCUAUAUAUCAAGUUGGCUUUCACUGCUACUUUUGUUGCUGGAAUAUUUCAAGCUUCCUUGGGGGUUUUCAGACUAGGGUUCCUUAUUGAUUUUCUCUCAAAAGCAACUCUUCUAGGAUUCAUGGCUGGUGCAGCAGUGAUAGUUUCAUUGCAACAGUUGAAAGGGUUACUUGGGAUUGUCCACUUCACUAACCAGAUGCAAAUAAUUCCAGUAUUAACCUCCGUUUUCCAUCAUAAAGACGAGUGGUCUUGGCAAACUGUUGUCAUGGGUGUGUCCUUUUUGAUCGUCCUACUCACAGCAAGGCAAAUUGGCAUCUGGAAACCAAAACUCUUUUGGGUUUCAGCAGCUGCCCCGCUCCUAUCAGUUAUUCUCUCGACUGCUAUAGUUUCACUCUUCAAGGAGAAGGCUAAUAUGUUCCAAACUAUUGGACAACUUCCAAAGGGUAUAAAUCCACCUUCAAUAAACAUGCUGUACUUCCAUGGCCCAUAUGUGAGUCAUGCAAUCAAGACAGGCAUUAUAGCAGGAGUCUUAUCUCUCACGGAAGGAAUCGCAGUAGGAAGGACAUUUGCUACUUUGAACAACUAUCAAAUUGAUGGUAACAAAGAAAUGAUGGCUAUUGGGCUGAUGAAUAUGGCUGGUUGUUGUGCUUCAUGCUAUGUAACAACAGGAUCAUUUUCACGAUCUGCAGUCAAUAACAAUGCUGGAGGACAAACUGCAGUAUCAAAUAUAGUAAUGGCAACAGCUGUGCUAAUCACUCUCCUGUUUCUCAUGCCCUUGUUCUAUUACACACCUAACGUAAUCUUGGCAGCGAUUAUAAUCACAGCUGUGAUUGGGCUAAUAGAUUAUAAGGCUGCUUUGCAACUGUGGAAAGUUGACAAACUUGAUUUCUUCGCCUGUAUGUGUUCUUUUUUUGGUGUUCUUUUCAUCUCAGUGCCGAUUGGGCUUGGCAUUGCAGUUAGUGUUUCAAUCCUCAAGAUCCUCCUGCAUGUAACUAGACCAAACACACAUGUUCUGGGAAAUAUUCCUGGAACUCAUGUAUAUGAAAGCAUAGGAAGGUAUAGAACAGCUACUAGGAUCCCAACUUUCCUUGUUUUGUCAGUGGAAUCACCUAUCUAUUUUGCAAAUUCCACCUACAUCCAGGAAAGGGUACUAAGAUGGAUUCGUGAAGAGGAAGAAAGGAUCACAGCCAACAAAGAAAGCGCUAUAAAGUGUGUUAUACUCGACAUGACAGCCGUGACAGCCAUUGACACAAGUGGUAUUGAUACAAUUCAUGAAUUGAGGAAAGCAUUGGAAAGAAAGUCUCUUAAGCUUGUGCUUACAAGUCCUGUUGGAAGUGUUGCUGAAAAGAUGCACAAGUCUGGCACUUUGGAGGCUUUUGAAUCAAAUGCAUUUUAUAUGACAGUUGCAGAAGCAGUUUCAGAUAUCUCCACUUCAUAUAUUCCUGAACCUUAAAGUUCAAUUGUUUUCUUGAUGGGAAAAUGAUUGGUCUAAGUGCUGUUGGGUUGCAUUAGUUUUGAAAAAAAGGAUUUACAAGACCCAAGGAGUUUAGGAAAAUAAACUGAGAAACACUGUUUUGCGUUUGUUUAUCCUAAGCUCUUCUAAGAUGAUGGAUGCUACAUGUGCUUCAAUGAUUUAACAUUAAUCAAAGUUCCCUAUUCCCAUCAUUUUUACCAAGUA
This is a messenger RNA of Ipomoea triloba (trilobed morning glory), 2391 nucleotides long. RefSeq names its product probable sulfate transporter 3.4. Bases 175 to 2166 code for a protein of 663 amino acids. Gene Ontology annotation, biological process: transmembrane transport. Lineage: Eukaryota; Viridiplantae; Streptophyta; Magnoliopsida; Solanales; Convolvulaceae. Gene Ontology annotation, molecular function: secondary active sulfate transmembrane transporter activity. The record is from RefSeq and is a predicted model, not a curated record. Gene Ontology annotation, cellular component: membrane. The transcript is spliced from 12 exons.